UUUUGUUAUGACAUUUCAAUUGAAUGAGAAUUUUCACUAGGUUAGCGUGACGUUUACAAAUCACAAAACAGCAAACACAAACAUUUCGGAAGGAAUCAAUUUUCUGUGUUGGAAGAAAAUUUAGUAAAAUUUAUGGUGUUAAUAAGUGCACUGAUUGAAAAAAAGCUAUAGUUCAUUGCUAGAUGUAAUUCACGUUCACAUUCAUUGAAGUGUUCAAAUAGAAGCAGCAAAAUGAGUGCAAAAAAGUAUCUGAAGAUGCCUGCCCAGCAGCCAACGCAGCCUGCGGCCAAAACAGAAAAGGAAGAGAAAUUAUGGAACGCACUAAAGCGGCACAUUAUGCGAGAACGCGAACGGAAGAAGCAAGAGCUUGAAGCAGAGGUAGAGGAGGAACGCCUACGGAGGGAACGCGAGGAGCGGGAAAAACAGGACGUGAUGACGCUCGGCGAGACGAAGGAACAAAUACUGAUGCUCGAGAAAAAUUUGGACGAGCUUAGGAACGAAAAGCAGCAACUAUUUUUGCAGUUGAAAAAAGUGUUGAACGAGGAUGAUAACAGAAAGCGGCAGAUGAAAGAGGAGAUGUUUGCGAUACAGAAUAUACCACAACAAAUAUUCCUACCCCAGCGACCGAUGCCACCGCAUCAGCAGCACAUGAUGCACAAAGUGAGUCCACCCGAAGUUCUCCUUUCGUCGGAACGCAUAUUCACCGACGCUUACCCCAACUUGCAGGGCAAUCCGCAGGUGAAUGCGGCCAAACGCACGCACAGCCCUUCACCGUCACAGCACAUCCAGGGCUACUAUAAGCAGCCCAAUCCCAACAAUCAACCGUACCCGCCGCAGCAGAAGAUCGAGGAAGGUAGACGGGGCGGAGAAGUGGCCCGUGCCGUUUUGUGGAACAAAUCGCAAUACUGUCCACCGGUUGGUUUCUAUCCCGGUACGCCACCCUCGAACCCCCAGGAUGGUCGGCAACCGCAGCCACAGAUUUUGUAUCCGUACCAGAGCAGCCUAACGAUCCCGAUGCGCCAGUACGUCGAUAUACCGUCCCAGCCAGGGCCGCCGACACAACCGAAACCGGAACAGCUGGUGGUGAGCGGUAAGGUGGGCCCGUUGCCACCAUCGCAGCCAAACAUUUAUCACAUCAAUCUGGAUCAGCAGACGGCGGCUGCAAUCCACAGCCAGCAGCAACCGCCACCGCAGAUGAAAACCAUUACGAUCGAGAAGAUACCGCAGGAGCGUAUCGUACCGUACCAUAUCGAGCUGGCCAAGCACGACGAUCGUACGAAGGAUCUGCGACAGUUGCAGGGACCGCCACCGUCGCAACCGGGUGUCGUCGCAACGCAUCUGCCGGAUGGAAUCGUUUACGCGCCCGGUCUACGUCCCGGUGCUAUACAAAUGCACACGAUUGCUACCAAUCAGCAAUUACCCAAGGGUGGAAGCAUUACACAGGGCUACCCGUCGGCAAGACCGCCACCGAUCAGCAAUCCUCAGCAACCGCCACCUUCACAGAUGCAUUACAAUCGCCACCGUUACUAGCGUGACAUGGGUCCCUAAAGGUCUCUGUGCGAUCAUCGCAAAAAUACGGGGGGAAAAUAAGUUUUACUAAACUGGGCAAUAUAUUGUACGAUGUUUACAAGUUACAAUUUUUCAAUCUGAACUAUUAGGCUGCAUGAUGGUGAGACGUUACAAUGAUAAGAGUAAUAAAUCGAUUCUAACCUAGACAAGGUUUCGAUUUCAAAA
Anopheles funestus (African malaria mosquito) is the source of this 1734-nucleotide messenger RNA. Its product is annotated as G protein pathway suppressor 2. Bases 232 to 1530 code for a protein of 432 amino acids. Lineage: Eukaryota; Metazoa; Arthropoda; Insecta; Diptera; Culicidae. Gene Ontology annotation, biological process: regulation of transcription by RNA polymerase II. Gene Ontology annotation, cellular component: transcription regulator complex. The record is from RefSeq and is a predicted model, not a curated record. Gene Ontology annotation, molecular function: transcription coregulator activity. The transcript has 6 exons.